AUGGCGCCACCCAAGUCGAAGCCUAAGCCCGUGCAACACGCUUUCAACAAGCCUUCCGCAGACGUAAUCCUGCGGUCCUCAGAUAAAGUCAGCUUUCACGUGCACAAGCCUGUCUUGUCAGACGCGUCCUCGUUUUUCGAGACCAUGUUCACACUUCCAGGGAACGCCUCCUCUUCUACAUCUGCCGACGGACCAUCCCCGCCAGGUCCUGCCAUCUCCAGUGCUGUCAGAGCCGCCGACGUCCUGGCGAUCGCAGACAAGUAUGCCAUGGACGGCGUGAUCCAACACGUCAAGAACUUCCUCGAGUCGUCCAACUUCCUCGAGCUCGGGGUGUCCUCGGUCAUGCGAGUCUACGCGAUCGCGCGCCAGCACGACUUCACGAACCUCGCGGAACAGGCUGCGUGUGCGUCGCUCAAGCACCCACUGCUCAGCUACACGCUUACCGGGCUCAAUAACAUGACGGCGGCGCACUACCAGGACCUGAUACGCUACCGACAGAGGUGCAUCGAACUUAUCGACCGCAAGACGGACGAAGACGGCAACAGAGAGUGGGACGACCCGAUCAAUGAUAUCUGGAACGAGGAAAUGUACGAGAGGUUCGAGUCGAACUUCCCCGCGUCUGGCUUCCCAGAGACCGUCAUCACGGGCCUGGAUGACUGCAUCGAAUGCCGCGGGCGACUCUGGUUCCAGCUGCAUUACCACCGGCUCAAGGAGGCUUUCUCGAAGCGCGUGUGCGGCGCAUCGCUCAACGAUCCCGGUAUCCUUGACCAGACAGUCGCGAGCAUAAAAGAGUGCUCGGAUUACAUGGAGCACGUCCCGAUGGAACUUGUCGAGUUUAAUAAGCGGCUUGGGGACAUACUCGACCUGGAGCUGGAAGACAUCUCCGCGCUCGACAUGAAAGAGUUCAAGCACUCGUUCAACAGACCGACCGCGGACGUCGUGCUGCGAUCCUCGGACAACGUGGACUUCAAAGCUCACAAGGCGAUCCUGGCCGAAGCAUCCACAGUCUUUGAGACCAUGUUCACUCUGCCUACGAAUCCGUCGCAGGACGUAGACACGAGCGAUGGACUGCCCGUGAUUCAGAUGCAGGAGUGCGCCGAUGCCAUACACGCGUUACUCGGAGUGCUCUAUCCCGGGAAAGGCCCUGAAGUCACGGACGUCGACCGCGCUGGCGUCGUGCUGGCACUUGCCGAUAAAUACGCGAUGGACGGCGUGACGAAGCACGUCCGGUCCUCACUGGAAGACUUCCUGGACUAUGAAUUCGGAUUAAGUGCCCUCGGCGUGUGCGCGCUUGCUCGUCGGUAUGGUUUCGUGGACCUUGUCGAGAGCGCUGCGCGCACGUGGCUGGAAAACCCGUUUCAUUCCUACCAAACGUCCGGACUCCAGGUUAUGACCAGCGUCGAGUACCAUGACCUGCUAUGCUUCCGCCAACAUUGUGCAGAUUUGAUCGACAACUACAUUCCGAACGACGACGAGUAUUGUUGGGGCGAGUUCGUGCAGUCUGUAUGGGAUGACGAGGUCCUCGCGCGGUUCGAGAGCAAUAGGAGCUUUGCCGACGCAGCAAUCACGAAAUUAGGCAGAUGUACUGGAGGCAAGAACCACUGGUUUUGGUUUCAGCUUCACGUCCGCCGGCUCAAGGAUGCCUACACGCGUAGGGUGUGCGGCAAGUCCUUGACCGACCGGGAGAUUCUUGACAAGUCGAUCGCCGGGAUGGACUGCAUGGAGUGUCUUCCUCAGCUCCCAAUGGAAUUCAUGGAGUUUAACCAGAGGCUUGCAGCUAUGCUGGACAAGGAUAUUAGGAAGGUCAUGGCUACUAUCGUGGAAACGUCCAUAGCGCAGCCUGUUACGGAGCUGGCGCUCUCCGACACAUUCAACAGCGCGACCGCAGACCUUGUACUACGAUCGAGCGACGGUAUCGACUUCCGUGUUCAUAGAUCAUUGCUCGCAAUAGCCUCGAGUGUGUUUGAGGGCAUGUGCAGCCUGCCGCAACCAUCGACUUCGGACGAGAGGCAACAGCUCCCGCUGGUCCCAAUGGAGGAAACCAGCCAUACGCUGUACACGCUCCUUCUCCUUCUCUACCCAGACAAACAUCCCCGAACAUGACAAUAACGGCGCUGCAUCACGUCAUGAAAGCUGCAGAGAAAUACGAC
Molecule: messenger RNA, 2150 nt
Organism: Phanerochaete carnosa HHB-10118-sp
Lineage: Eukaryota; Fungi; Basidiomycota; Agaricomycetes; Polyporales; Phanerochaetaceae
Exons: 4
Coding region: 1-2103 (700 amino acids)
Molecular function (GO): protein binding
Source: RefSeq, a predicted model, not a curated record